AUGAGCUUGACCGUCGAUCUCAAGACCCCGGCCUCGGGCGCCUACAAGCAGCCCAUUGGUCUCUUCAUCAACAACGAAUGGGUCGAGGGUGUCGAUAAGAAGAAGUUCGAGACCAUCAACCCCGCCACCGAGGAGGUCAUCACCUCUGUCUGCGAGGCCACCGAGAAGGAUGUCGACCUGGCCGUCAAGGCUGCCCGUGCGGCGUUCGAGGGCGAGUGGCGCCAGACCACCCCUGCUGUCCGCGGGCAGCUCCUCAACAAGCUCGCCGACCUGACCGAGAAGAACAUUGAGCUCCUCGCCGCCGUCGAGGCGCUCGACAACGGAAAGUCGUUUGCCAUGGCCCAGGGUGAUGUUGGUGCCGUCAUCCAGACCCUGCGCUACUAUGCCGGCUGGGCCGACAAGAUCACCGGCCAGACCAUGGACAUCAACCCCGAUACGUUCCACUACAGCCGUCACGAGCCGAUUGGUGUUUGCGGACAGAUCAUCCCCUGGAACUUCCCCCUGCUGAUGCUGUCGUGGAAGAUUGGCCCUGCCCUGGCCACCGGUAACACUGUUGUCAUGAAGACCGCUGAGCAGACGCCCCUGUCUGCUCUGGUCUUCACGCAGUUCAUCAAGGAGGCUGGCUUCCCCGCCGGUGUCUUCAACCUGCUCAACGGCUUCGGCAAGGUCGCCGGUGCCGCCAUCUCCUCGCACAUGGACAUUGACAAGGUGGCCUUUACCGGAUCCACCGUCGUUGGCCGCACCAUCAUGAAGGCGGCGGCCGACUCCAACCUGAAGAAGGUCACCCUCGAGCUCGGCGGCAAGUCCCCCAACAUUGUCUUCAACGACGCCGACAUUGAGCAGGCCAUCUCCUGGGUCAACUUUGGCAUCUACUUCAACCACGGCCAGUGCUGCUGCGCUGGUACCCGCAUCUUUGUUCAGGAGGGCAUCUACGACAAGUUCCUCGAGGCCUUCAAGAAGCGCUCCCUCCAGAACAAGGUCGGCGACCCAUUUGAGUCGGACACAUUCCAGGGCCCCCAGGUCUCGCAGCUGCAGUACGACCGCAUCAUGGGCUACAUUGAGACCGGCAAGAAGGAGGGUGCCACCGUCGAGACCGGUGGUGAGCGCCACGGCGACAAGGGCUAUUUCAUCAAGCCUACCAUCUUCAGCAAUGUCACCCCCGACAUGAAGAUUAUGCAAGAGGAGAUCUUUGGCCCCGUCUGCGCCAUUGCCAAGUUCAAGGACGAGGCCGAGGCCAUCAAGCUCGGCAACGCCACCUCGUACGGUCUCGCGGCCGGCAUCCACACCAAGGACUUGAACACCUCCAUCCGCGUGGCCAACGCGCUCAAGGCCGGUACCGUCUGGGUCAACUCCUACAACUUGUUGACGCCCCAGGCUUCGUUCGGUGGCUACAAGUCCUCCGGCAUCGGGCGAGAGCUCGGCGAGGCGGCGCUCGCCAACUACACAGAGCUCAAGACCGUCCACAUGCGGUUGGGCGGCCACAUGUUCUAA
Messenger RNA from Emericellopsis atlantica, 1491 nucleotides. RefSeq names its product aldehyde dehydrogenase. Lineage: Eukaryota; Fungi; Ascomycota; Sordariomycetes; Hypocreales; Bionectriaceae. The transcript has 5 exons. Bases 1 to 1491 code for a protein of 496 amino acids. Gene Ontology annotation, molecular function: aldehyde dehydrogenase (NAD+) activity. The record is from RefSeq and is a predicted model, not a curated record.